UCUUCAGCUCGAUCUCAAGAGUACUGUAGAGUCUAGACUCAUUUGCCGUCCUUGAUUAGCUCCAGCCCAGCAGCUGCUAAUUAAGACGACAGUCAUGGCUGCCAGCAUUAAGCUCUGCUUAUUAGCAGUCUCGUGCGCCCUGGUUUUGGCCACGGCAUGCCACGGCCUCCAGGUGGGCUACUACAGGAAGACCUGCCCCAGGGCCGAGGCCCUCGUGAGGGCCGAGGUGAAGAAGGCCGUGCGCGCCAACCCCGGCGUCGGCGCCGGCCUCAUCCGCAUGCUCUUCCACGACUGCUUCGUCGAGGGCUGUGACGCGUCCGUCCUCCUCGACCCGACGCAGGCGAACCCGCAGCCGGAGAAGCUGGGGGCGCCCAACAACCCCAGCCUGCGGGGGUACGAGGUGAUCGACGCGGCCAAGGCAGCCGUCGAGAAGGCCUGCCCCGACACGGUCUCCUGCGCCGACAUCAUCGCCUUCGCCGGGCGCGACGCGUCCUACCUCCUCAGCCACGCCAAGGUCAGCUUCCACAUGCCGGCGGGCCGCCUGGACGGGCGCAAGUCCCUCGCCAGCGAGACCCUCACGUUCCUGCCCGGCCCCUCCUCCAACCUCUCCAGCCUCGUCUCCGCCUUCGCCGCCAAGGGGCUCAGCGUCGAGGACGUGGUGGUCCUCUCCGGCGCGCACUCCAUCGGCCGCUCCCACUGCUCCUCCUUCGUGCAGGCCCGUCUGAGCUCCCCGUCCGACAUCGCCACGUCGCUGGCGACCAUGCUGAGGAAGCAGUGCCCGGCCAACCCGACCACCGGCAACGACCCGACGGUGUCCCAGGACGUGGUCUCCCCGCACGCGCUGGACAACCAGUACUACAAGAACUUGCUGGCACGCAAGGUGCUGUUCACGUCGGACGCCACGCUGCUGUCGGCGCCCAACACCGCGAGGAUGGUGCGCGCUAACGCGAGGUUCGCAGGCUCCUGGGAGAAGAAGUUCGCCAAGGCGAUGGUGAAGAUGGGGGCCAUUGGCGUGAAGACCGGCCGCGACGGCGAGAUCAGGAGGAGCUGCAGGCUCGUCAACUAGCUUGCAAGCUGCAGGUUUCGCUUGAUCAGGAAACCAGAGAUUGGUCCCGUUUGCUACUGCUUUUGAAGAAAUUGUUUUCAAAUGUGUUGGUCUGUCGUUGGCUCAGCUCGCCCCCACAUGUAGCUGGUGGGCAUACUUUUGGUUUCUUUGCUUUCGCCGCGGCAGUGUUGUAUUUGUUGAUUUCUUUUGCCAUGAUGAUGAGGCAUCUGCUGCCCUUUUCCGAAGAAAUGUAGCAAAUUCUCUUUGCCCUUCAUAUUGUCUCUAUGAGACACCCAAAAGGGGGUCUAGAAUGGAAAGUCUUCUUAAUUUUUUAUAA
Panicum hallii is the source of this 1382-nucleotide messenger RNA. RefSeq names its product peroxidase 2-like. The transcript is spliced from 2 exons. Gene Ontology annotation, biological process: response to oxidative stress; hydrogen peroxide catabolic process. NCBI's taxonomy places the organism in Eukaryota, Viridiplantae, Streptophyta, Magnoliopsida, Poales, Poaceae. Bases 95 to 1066 code for a protein of 323 amino acids. Gene Ontology annotation, molecular function: heme binding; peroxidase activity. The record is from RefSeq and is a predicted model, not a curated record. Gene Ontology annotation, cellular component: plant-type cell wall; plasmodesma.